Molecule: messenger RNA, 1280 nt
Organism: Juglans microcarpa x Juglans regia
Lineage: Eukaryota; Viridiplantae; Streptophyta; Magnoliopsida; Fagales; Juglandaceae
Product: N-carbamoylputrescine amidase-like
Exons: 11
Coding region: 157-1056 (299 amino acids)
Molecular function (GO): N-carbamoylputrescine amidase activity
Source: RefSeq, a predicted model, not a curated record
UUUGCCCAAUGAAGUUUCUCUCCAAAAUGACGCUGACUCCAAACAAGCCGAGGCCACACUCAUUUGCACUGCUGAGCAACAAUAAUCACUUUAUCCCACUUUUUCUGAUGAAGCCUCCUCCUUGACGUGUAGAGAAGAGAGGGAGAGGGCGAAGGAAUGGAAAAGGGGAGAAGAGUGGUGGUCUCAGCUCUGCAGUUCGCUUGCACCGAUGACGUCUCCAGUAAUGUCGCCACCGCCGAAAGACUGGUUAGAGCUGCUCAUGGAAAGGGUGCAAACAUCAUUCUAAUACAGGAACUUUUUGAGGGGUACUACUUUUGUCAGGCACAAAGGGAGGACUUCUUUCAGCGAGCUAAGCCUUAUAAGGGUCACCCAACAAUCCUGAGGAUGCGGAAACUUGCAAAAGAGUUGGGGGUGGUGAUACCAGUUAGCUUCUUUGAAGAGGCUAACAAUGCUCAUUACAAUGCAGUAGCCAUAAUUGAUGCUGAUGGUACAGAUCUUGGACUUUAUAGAAAGUCUCAUAUCCCAGAUAGUCCAGGCUACCAAGAAAAAUUCUACUUUAAUCCUGGUGACACUGGCUUUAAGGUAUUUCAGACUAAAUUUGCACAGAUUGGAAUUGCCAUCUGUUGGGAUCAGUGGUUUCCAGAGGCAGCCAGAGCUAUGGUUCUUCAGGGUGCAGAGAUAUUGUUUUAUCCUACUGCUAUUGGUUCUGAACCUCAAGAUGAAGAGCUUGAUUCUCGUGAUCAUUGGAGGCGAGUAAUGCAAGGGCAUGCAGGGGCAAAUAUGGUACCUAUAGUAGCUUCAAAUCGCAUAGGAAAGGAGGUAAUUGAGAGACAGCAUGGAAAAAGUGAGAUCACAUUCUAUGGGAAUUCUUUCAUAUCAGGGCCUACUGGAGAAAUUGUCACGGCUGCUGAUGAUAAAGAGGAAGCUGUUCUCAUUGCAGAAUUUGAUCUGGAUAAAAUCAAGUCCAAGAGACAUAGUUGGGGAAUAUUUCGUGAUCGGCGUCCGGAUUUAUACAAGGUGCUUCUGACGUUAGAUGGCAACAACCCUAGACUGUGAUAUCCACCUGUUAUUACCUUGUUGAGUCUCAGUACCAUCAUGCGCGAGCCCUGCCAGCAACAUCAAUGCUGUUUUCUGCAGUUCCUUCGCUUUUUUUUGCUUUGUUAUCAUAUUGUGUAAUUUAUGCUAUAUUUGUUCUGGUUUGUAUUCUCUUAUUACAAAAUGAACAGUGUAUAUUGGUUUAAAAAAAAAAGAAAAAGAAAAAAGAAAACUUCAUUUCUACA